UUGUGACAGCAAACCCAACCAAACCAAUCAAGCAAGACAAAAAGGAAGUUUUCAAAAUCGGAAAUACUAAUUAUUUAUGUUGUUCCAACAAAAGGAAUAAGAAAUAUAUUGUGUUUGUGUAAGGUUUUCUACGGAGUUUCGGGUCCUAUCUAACGGAACUCGAUUAAGUUGUAGGGAACAAAGUAAAACCUAGUUAUUUAUCCUUUAUAAGACAUGGUUGGGAUAGAAGCCGACAUGAACCACGAUGACGACUGCGACAACAUUGGACUCGGCUGUGCAUUGGAGCACUUUUCUGAGUUUGAAGAGGUGUUAAACAUGAUCGAUAAUUUAAAAAAUAUUUACAACACUCCUUCCUUGGAGGUCGAAUACGAUAAAUUAAAUGGUAUACUAAAACAGUACUAUGAGCAGCCACAUCUGCUCGAUCCGCACUUAGAUAAGAUUUUAGGGAAGGUUAUUGCCAUUAUCAAGGAUAAGGAAUCUCCUCUUGAAUUAAAACAUGCUACAUUCAAUUAUAUGUACCAGAUUAUAAGAGUAAGAGGAUACAAAGUGGUUGUGAGACAUCUCCCCCAUGAGGUUUCCGACUUGCUGUAUGUUCUCACCUUCCUGGAAGCUGAAGACCCUAACAAUAAGGAGACAUGGCGCAGCAGAUUUGUGCUGCUCUUGUGGCUGUCUAUUGUUGUCAUUAUCCCAUUCCACAUGAGUCGACUCGAUGGGUUUGCACCUGGCCAACCUGAUGCUGGCACAUCAAAGAAGCUGACAGUAAUGGAGAGAAUCCUUAAUAUUUGCAAGACUUAUUCUAUGACCAAAGAUUGCUCGGCAGAAGCUUGUGCUUACCUGUCAUCCAAAUUCCUUGUCAGGUCAGAUGUAAAAGAGCUAUACAUGGGGGAAUUCUUCGACUGGGCCUGCAAACUACAUUCCAACAUCCAAGAUGAGGAUAACAUCCACUACGGAGUAUUAGCGGCAGUGGCAGCAGUACUGAAGCAUGGAAAGAGAGAUGACCUCUUGCCUUAUGCGUCUAAACUACUUGAUUGGGUGACAAGGCAGAAUUAUCAGCAGCACAAGUUCAUGCUUGUCCGGAAAUAUGGUGUCAAGAUUGUGCAAAGAGUUGGGUUGACAUUCCUACGGCCACGCGUAGCGUCGUGGCGUUACACCCGCGGCUCGCGGUCACUCGUCGUGACCUUGGGUGCUGCGGCGGCGGCGGCGGGCGACACCGAACCACUGCCUAUUCCUGAGGAUGACGAUGAGGACAUACCACAGGAGGUAGAAGACAUGGUGGAACUCCUCCUCAACUCGCUUCGCGACGAUGACACGGUGGUCCGCUGGUCAGCCGCCAAAGGCAUCGGCCGCAUCGGCGCGCGGCUGCCCGCACCCGCCGCCGCCGACGUGUGCGAGUGCGUUCUAUCGCUGUUCACGCAUAACGAGCGCGAGACCGCGUGGCAUGGCGGUUGUAUGGCGCUAGCUGAACUAGCACGUCGCGGUCUCCUCUCACCCGUCCAGCUAGGCGCGGCUAUAGCCGCUAUCGUGUCCGCACUCCGCCGCGACGAGCCGCGCGCGGCGGGCGGCGGCGGCGGCGGGCGCGCGGCGCGCGACGCGGCCUGCCACGCCGCCUGGGCCGUGGCGCGCGCGUACGACAAGACACAACUCGCUCCACACGCCACACUGCUGGCCAAUGCGCUUAUAGCCACGGCGUGCUUCGAUCGAGAGAUAAACUGCCGCCGCGCGGCUUCGGCGGCCUACCAAGAGAACGUCGGCCGUCACGGCAUGUUCCCGCACGGCAUCGCCGUCCUCACUACAGCUGACUUCCUAUCUGUCGGUGUCCGGAACAACACGUACUUAGUGGUGGCGCCACAGGUCGCCCGCUUUGAAGAAUACACGCGCCCGUUGGUCGAUCACCUCGUCGAGCUGAAGGUGGAGCAUUGGGACUGCGCGGUCAGAGAACUGGCCGCUAAAGCGCUCAAUCGGCUCACUGAAAAGAUUCCGGAGUAUGUCGCGACGGUCGUGUUACCCCAACUGGUGAAGAAAACUGACUCCAUCGACUUGAACGUUCGCCAUGGAGCUAUUCUUGCUAUUGGUGAAGCCUAUCAUGCUCUGUCGCAAGCACAGCUAGCUAAUGGUAACUUCGCUUCCACCCUGAUUUCAUCCCAAGUGGAGGAGGACAUACGAGACUUGGUAGCCAGGUUGCGUUUGAAACAACAGUUCCGAGGGUUGGGAGGCGAGCUGAUGCGGCAGGCGUGCUGCCACUGCAUCGGGCAGUUGGCGUUAGCUGGCGCUCCUUACCAUGCCCAUGAGACUAUUGACGAAUGGCUGAAUCUAAUCGAAGAGUGCCUCGCCCACGAAGUCCAAAACAUCCGAGAGAAGGCCAUUGCUGCGUUCCCGCUCGUAUUCGACCAGUACCUGCGCGACGACAACAUGGUGUAUGGUGACAUGACUGCGAAGCAGAAGCGAGUGAUGUUGAUGCAGCGGUAUUGUGAGCAGUUGGCCAAUACUGGUGUUAGUGGACUCGUGCUGCGGAUGGGUUAUGCGAGGGCUCUUGGAACUCUUCCUAAAUUCGUCCUCUCAGAAUACCUGCCCUACAUCAUUCAAUCUUUAAUAGACUGCACCAAAGUGACCGAUACCACACAGAAAUGGGCCGAGGCGCGUCGAGACGCAGUCGUCGGACUCACUUCAGUGUGCCAGACCAUGGGAAUUGUGGGUGGUGUAGAGAAAUAUGUGGCGAUUAUUGUAGAGGGUCUGUUGCACUGUCUGUCGGAGUAUACUAUCGAUAUGAGGGGUGAUAUUGGAGCGUGGGUCCGGGAAGCUAGCAUGACCGGUUUGCUGUCGAUCUGUCGCCAAUGCGCUGUGGAGGCUCCCCAGCUAAACUCGCCGGACGUAGUGAGCGCAGUUGCGUGCGGAGUGGCACAACAAUCCGUCGAGAAGAUCGAUCGUACACGCGCGCAUGCUGGACGGAUAUUCACGUCGCUCAUAUACAAUGACCCGCCUAUCACAAACAUUCCACACCACGAUGCUCUAAAACGCAUCUUCCCACCCGAAGAGAUCGAACUAAAACCUCAGACCCAGAACGAAGAAGUACCAACCAGUGAAAACACAAAUGUUGUUCUAUGGUUGUUCCCUGGGCAUACUAUGCCGAAGUUCGUUCAGCUGUUGAACUACCCGGCAUAUAGGUAUAGCGUGAUAAAGGGAUUGGUUGUUAGCGCUGGAGAGCUGACUGAGAGCUUGGUGAAACACACGACACAGUCUCUCUUCGCAUAUUUAAACACGUUACACACUGAUAUAGAAAUGCUGAAAUCGAUCUGUGACACAAUAAUCAAAGUUUUCGCUGAUAAUAUCAACGUGAAACGAAUCACCACGGCGAUAUUCAACUUUUUGGACAGACUAUUGAGUUCGGGUGCUGUUUCGCCAAUACUAGACGACCCCGAAUCUACGUUUGCUUCUGAUAUCCUCAAGUACCUGUUAAUAGAGCUACGAGGCGCGAAAAAUAUCUACAAGCUGCUAGAUUCAAUCAAUGUCCUUUGUCAGUUGAUACAGGUUGGAGGCAUAGUAUGCAGGAAGUCUCUAGGCCAGCUCGUGAUCUACUUGUGUUACGCCGACCGCUACGUGCGACGCUGCGCCUCGGCGCGUCUCUAUGAAGCGCUCACCCUGUAUGGGGACGAGAGCUCCGUGCCUGACGACAAUAUUGAAAAGGUAAUGACGAUUCUUGAACAAACUGACUGGGAAAAAGACGUCACAGAACUGAGACCAAUAAGAAACGAGCUCUGCGAUCUCAUGGGCAUCAAGCGACCAGUUAUGAAGCAAAAAGCACCUUAAACUUACUCAGUAAGGACUUACUUCGUGUAACACUUUCGCUAAGCAAUAACAGGCGUUUUGGUUAAUCCAAAGUGGUGCUUUAGUUGCAGCCUAGUGCCUUUACGUGAUGCAUUUUUUUUCUCGCAUAUUAAUUGUGGUAACAAUUGCUUUAGCUGAACUGUCUUAAAAGCUUGUCAGGCCUGAAUAAGGAAGAUUGAACCACUGUUUGUUUUUUUAACUGGUAAAACCUUACCUAAUGCCAUAAUAAAUUAUACUUAUUCACCCGAUCAAUAUAAUGGAUCAACUUUUUUUAGCCUAACUGUUUACUGAUAUACAUUUUGAUCAUCAUAAAGCUUGAACACGCCAAAACGUGGGCACAGAUUUUUGAACAUUUGAACUGACCGCGCAACAGAGCGCCCCUAGCGGUGAAUUCUCGCGAUAUUCUCUAAUUCAAACUUUUUUGAAAAUAUCGAUAUGAACAGCACUGGCCAAACUGUGGUAUUAUUUGUGCACAUUCGGUCAGGUCAGGUCAAAGUAGCAUUUCGGUACCGUUUUUUAUGGAAAGCACCACAUGAUCACCGAUCAGCCGUCAUGGAAAAUGACAUGUCGGACGCCUCGGCCGUGCCCGGUUUAGCGUGAGUCAUCCUUCAACUAUAAUAUUUUCAACUAUAUUCAAUAUAUAUUUCGCUCCAGGAGACCUUUAUUUUCUAUUUAUUUUUAAUUUUAUGUGCCCACGUUUUGGCGUGUUCAAGCUUUAGAUACCAUGUAGUUUUGUAUAUGAUGACUUUCUCAAAUUAAAUGUUCUUCAUUUUUUUAUAUACUUACGUGCGACUCAUCUGGAGAUUAUUUUAAUAAACUAUGUAACACAAACCAAGCAUAAAAUAAAAUAUUUAUUUAACUUA
Cydia strobilella is the source of this 4685-nucleotide messenger RNA. It is a transcript of the gene TBCD, whose product is annotated as tubulin-specific chaperone D. Gene Ontology annotation, biological process: bicellular tight junction assembly; tubulin complex assembly; microtubule cytoskeleton organization. The coding region runs from base 214 to 3804 and encodes 1196 amino acids. Gene Ontology annotation, cellular component: lateral plasma membrane. Lineage: Eukaryota; Metazoa; Arthropoda; Insecta; Lepidoptera; Tortricidae. Gene Ontology annotation, molecular function: beta-tubulin binding; GTPase activator activity. The record is from RefSeq and is a predicted model, not a curated record. The transcript is spliced from 19 exons.